UAUUAUAAGCAAAGAAUAGUAGUUUAGUUAAGGAUAGAGGAACACGAUAGGAAUUAUAAACAUCUCAGUUCUGUCCUUCUGUCUGUGGCAUUGUGAUUCACAUGAUCAAGAACGCUUUAGUGCAUUGAAAGUAGAGGUAAAUUUUAAAAUUAGUAAAUGGUAAAAAUCCUGGAACUAUAGAGUACAGAUACUAUUUCAAGAUUGUGUAUGCCGGUUAAAACUAUUUAUUUUGUCUUGAUCGGAAAAAUAUUGAAAUCAUUUUUCCCGUGGAAAUGUCGAAUCCAUCUACAUCUGGGCGGAAUAGAAGUUUUGGCAAUGGACGUUUUAUCUCUCAUGAGUCUCGAAGAACGAGAGACCAACGAGGUAAGAGGAGGACAAAUUCCCAAAAAAAUAGAGAUGAGGAAACAUCCAGUUCUUCUUUUGGUGGAUUCCCUAUGAGAAGUCGAAGUCAUUCUGAAGAAAGAUUCACCGGAGGAAGAAAUGACCCCAGAAAUUAUAGGAGAGCUCCACACCAUGAAAGUGGUGAGAGAUAUGCUGUAAGGCAAAUGGGAUUCAAAAACCUCCAAGAUUUAUUGAGAAAUCAGGAUCUUGAACAAGUUAUAUUCAGUUUGAACAAUGACAAAAGAGGCUUCAAAGAGUUAUUGGAGAGCAGGGAGAUUUCCAAUGAUAUGAUUGUUAUGUUGGUGCAGCUUCAAUGCAGGAUAUGUGACUGUACCUUUCCUGAAUUGAAAUUGGCACUGUUUGAGCUGGCCCUGAGAACUAGCUUCAUUGAUAAUGUUGUCAAGUUUGUAUCUACUGUGGUACUUCAAAGUGAUCAUGAGAAGAAACAUAACGCCUUAUUUUGGAAUGGAAUUGACGGAUUUUGGAAGAACUUGCUCAAAAUUUCCGUAAAUUAUCAUGAUAUGAUCCCAACUACUUCCUGUGAGGCAAUUUUGAAGCUUUUAAAAGCUGCAAAAUUGAGUAUCCCUGUGAUUUUGAAUAACCAUAAAGGUGUACAUAUUUCUGAUGAAGUUAAAGUUGCGGUAGAAAAAAUGUACGAGUUGUUAGAGUCAACAUCUGCAGAAAUAGAGAAGAAAUUAGAAAUAGAGAAGGUGAGAAGUGAGAACGGCCAAGAGGAACCUCCUCACGAUUUUAGAGAUAUCAGCGUUUAUCCAAGUCCCAUGGAGGUUACCCUUCCAGAUUCUCCCUUUUUGAGGCCAAAUGUCACUAAAGGUCCUUAUCAGAGCGUCAAUCACUAUUUGGAUGUGCAAUUUCGGUUGCUCAGGGAAGAUUUUGUGGCCCCUUUGAGAAGGGGGAUCUGCAAGUAUAAGGAAAACCCCAAGGAAAGAUUGGAAAAUUUAAAAAUAUACAAUCCCAUCAAAUUCCUAGAACAGGAAACAGUUACUGAACAAAACUGCUACAGAAUACAAUUUGAUUUUACCAAUACAAAACGUACUUAUGUGUAUGAAAACUCCAGGAGGUUCAUGUUUGGUGCUUUACUUUGUUUUACACACGACAAUUUUAAGACGCUUUUGUUUGGAAAGGUUGUGAAGCGGGACGCAAAAGAUUGUCUGGAAAAAGGGCAGCUCAUUGUAGGCUUCAAUGCUGAUGUCGCUUUACCACCGAAUUUGCUUCAACAAAAGUUUUUGAUGUUGGAAAGUACAGUGUUUUUCGAGCCUUAUUACCAGGUACUGAACGUUUUAAAAAAGAUGUGCCCUGAGGCUUUCCCAAUGGAGCGCUACAUUAUUCGAGUAGAAACACAAACUGCUCCGCCCGACUAUCUCCUCAAAGGCGACAUUCAAAUGUACACCAUAGGGUCCGAAACUUUCUCUCCGCUCGACUGGGGCAAAAGGAGAUUCUACUGGUUGAAUGACACUCAAAAUGAGGCUUUCCGAGCAGCCCUGACAAAGGAGUUCGCCAUCAUACAGGGUCCUCCUGGGACCGGAAAAACGUUUCUCGGACUCUGGAUUGCUCGUACUUUGUUAAGGAACAUGUCAGUUUGGUACACAAAAACGCCGAUAUUGGUAAUAUGUUACACGAAUCACGCUCUCGAUCAGUUUCUUCAAGGGCUGCUUCCGGAGACUAAUAGGGUUGUAAGAGUGGGAGGACAAUCGAAAAAUGAGAAUUUGAACAGUUUCAACAUCAGACACCAAAGAAGAAAGUAUCCGAACGAUGCCGUGUAUCAGAGAAGAGGCGAGGUUAGAGAUUUCCUGCAAAAGAUUUCUACGAUAAACUCGCAUCUGAACAUGAUAGCAUCGAACAGCAGUGUCAUCAGAUUCGAUGUGUUUGCAGAAGUGGUGCCAGGUUUUGCAGACACCUGGUUUGGUUCAGCAAACAGUGACCAAAUUUACAUGUGGCUCUUCGGAGGAUUCGAUGUUCACAGAUCCAGACGAAGAGAAAGAACCAAUGUAGGAAAUCAGGUGAACAGAGAUGCUGUUGCUAAUAAUGAGGAACCAAAAGAUGGAGAACAAAAAAGGAAAAAAUCAAAACAGGAGGAACCAACGGUAGAAGAACCUAUGAAUGUCGAUAACGAUGUUAUCAUUGAUGACAUUUUUGACGAUAUAGUAGUGCACGCUCUCAAUGAAUUGGUGAGCGUGAAAACUUUACAAAUUAAUCUCGACAACCUCUACAUCAGGAUCACGGAAUUGAACAAGAGACAAAAAUUGACCGAUCUGGACAAAUGGUCGAAAAUGCUGGAGGAAGAUAAGUUGAACAUUGAGAUUUACAGGACCGAAAAUGAAUUGCAGUAUCUCAAGUCCAGACUGAAUGAUAGAAGAAUAAACAAAAACGGGUUUCAACCGCAGUUUGUCGAUUUGAAGAAUCCUCACCGCAUGACCCCUAACGACAGAUGGCAGUUGUACUAUUACUGGCUGUCACUGUAUGUUGAACGUCUGAAAGUCAAGAAAGAAGAAAGCACCAGAUCAUUCAAAAAGGUGUAUGCGUUGUAUUCUGAGAUGAUGAGCAUGGAAGAUGCCCAAGUCAUGAAAGAGUCUUUGGUAAUUGGAAUGACAACCACCGGUGCUGCUCGUCUCCAAUCGUCUCUGCAGGUUCUCAAGAGUCCCAUAGUAAUUGUAGAAGAAGCUGCAGAAGUUCUGGAAGCCCACAUUAUCAGCGCUCUAACCGUGCACUGUAAACAUCUCAUCCUCAUCGGGGAUCAUCAGCAGCUGAAACCGUCAGCCGCAGACUUCAAGAUCGAGACGAAAUACCGCUUGGGCAUCAGCCUGUUUGAAAGGAUGGUCAUCAACGACAUCCAAUGCCACACUUUGGACGUCCAGCACAGAAUGAGGCCGGAGAUAUCAAGCCUGGUCAGACCGACCUUCUAUCCUGUGCUGAAAGACCACGAAUCUACGAUGGAUAGACCGUGUAUUGCUGGCGUAGAUAAAUGUCUUUAUUUCAUUGACCAUCAGGAGCAAGAGCAACUUUGCAAGGACAACAGCAAGAAGAAUAUCCAUGAGGCGCAGUUUUUGAUACAGUUUGCCAGACAUUUAAUCCUCAACGGUUAUAAACCACAAAAUAUCACGAUUUUGGCUGCCUACCUUGGGCAAAUGUUUGAGAUGCAAAGAGAAAAGGCUAAGUACAGGAUGCAACUCCAAGACGUCAGAAUUGCCGUUUUGGACAAUUACCAAGGAGAGGAGAGUAACAUAAUCUUAUUAUCCUUGGUCAGAAACAACCAAGAAAAUAAAAUUGGAUUUUUGAAGACAGAAAAUAGAGUGUGCGUUGCCCUGUCCAGGGCCAGAAAUGGCUUCUACAUGAUGGGAAACAUGACCAUGCUCUGUAACAACAGUGAGAUUUGGCCGAAAAUCAACGAGACAUUGAAGAGUCAAAAUGCCAUCGGUACCCAUUUGACUCUGCGUUGUCAGGUGCAUUUCGACAAAGUGACGAUGGUAAAGGCCGCAGAGGAUUUCUCGAAGUUGCCCGAGGGCGGAUGCGAUCGGAUGUGCGAGGCGAUGUUGAAUUGCGGCCAUAUAUGCAAGCGGUUGUGCCACUUCGAAGAUAAAGAACAUCAAAGAUUCAAAUGUAACAAGAGAUGUGAACGAUUACUCUGUGAAAAUACCGAGCACAAAUGCAAGAAACGAUGCUCCGAGAUAUGCGGACCUUGCAACUAUCCCGUGGAACGAAUCCUCGACUGCGGUCACACUGUAUCCAUCCACUGCUACAUCGAUCCUGCCGUGUACAAAUGCACUGCUCUGGUCGAAGCUAAACUGCCUUGCGAUCACGUAAACCAGAAACGCUGCCAUAAAGACGCAGAAACUGUCCGCUGUUCGCAUCCGUGCGAUACCAGAGUCGAGCCUUGUGGACACGCCUGCAUGAAGGCUUGUCACAUUGGAGACGAUCCUGAUCACCUGAAGUAUAAAUGCAAGAAAUCAUGUGAGAAACCAAUGAAAGGAUGCACAAUGACAGGAGUUGAAGGUCACCUCUGUCGUAAACUCUGUUUUGAAGAAUGUUAUUUUUGUGAGAUAGGCAUUCUGAAGAAGAGGUCCAAAUGCAGCCAUGCCUUCGAGGUUCCAUGCCAUGUAAACGUUGAUGAUAUUCCGUGUGCGAAGCCCUGUCAGAGAGAAUUGCCAUGUGGUCAUAAGUGCAAAAGAAAAUGUGAUGAACCAUGUGGGAAUUGUAUGGAAAAAGUUUCCAAAGAAGUUCCUGAUUGUAAACACAACAUUGAAAUAGCUUGCUUCCAAGAACCCGAUCGCAAAUACUGCGAAAAGAAAUGCCAACGCUUAUUGAGUUGUGGUCACCCAUGUAGAUAUACUUGUAAGGAAGUAUGCACCAAAGAUUGUAAAGUGACCGUAGAUUGUUCGAUUACUAGCCCUUGUGGGCACAUUAUCACGAAAAUCGUCUGUUAUCGGAAAGAUACAGCCGAUCCAGCGAUGUUACUGAAAAUGUGUUCGGAAAUGUGCUCGUUCAAGUUGGAUUGCGGCCACCAGUGCGCAGGCUCAUGCGGCGAAUGCGCACAGGGUAGGGCCCACCAAAGAUGCAAGGAAAAGUGUGGAGUUCUGCUGGUGUGCGGCCACGAUUGCCCGAUACCAUGCAGGGAGGCGUGCAAGCCCUGUCUCAGGGACUGCUUUUAUCGGUGCUCGGACAGUGUGUGCAAGAAGAAAUGCGGGGAGCCAUGUACCAAAUGCAAUGAACGAUGCAAGAGACGUUGCAUUCACCAGCAGUGCCGGAAUAAAUGCUGGGAUUAUUGCGACAUCGAUCCGUGCACCAAACCCUGCAAGAAAAGACUUCCCAAAUGCCGGCACCGUUGCGUCGGCUUCUGCGGCGAUCCGUGCCCAGUGCUUUGCAAAAUAUGCGACCGGGAAGAACUCACGCAGAUCUUUCUUGGCAAUGAGGACGAAGAGGACGCCAUCUACGUCAUGUUGGUCGAUUGCAAGCACGUUUUCGAGGCCAGCGAUAUGCUGCGUUGGCUUGAUAUGGACAAGGACCAGAUAAAACCGAAGGUUUGUCCAAAAUGUAAGACUGUCAUAAUGAAAACUGACAGAUACUCGGAGUACAUCAAGGAGAGCUUUGAUGAUAUGACUAAUGUCAAAAUGAAAUAUUAUGGGAGUCCAAGUGAAAUUGCAAACACAAGAAAUCGUUUGCUGUCCGAUGUGAAUAAAUUAUACAAAGAGUUAUACUGUCGUACAAAGUUAGUAUCGAUAUUGGAGCAUGUAAAUCAUAAACCUCUUCCUCGUGUAGACCAUUCAGGAUUGGAGAGAUUCAUUGGUGAUUUGAUAAGAAGAUUACAACUUGAGAGUCAACCAAUAUCUCAUAGGAAUGCUCCUAGAUUCCAGAAUGAUUUCCGCCGUCAAGAUAUCAAUAAAACCGAUCUUCAUGCGAUUGAUUCCAAAAUAAAACUCAUUAGCGUUGUAGCUGGGGUGAUUAAAGAAAAAGAUUUACCCACCACCACUUUUCCCAUGAGCAUAAAUCAACUGAAUUUCAUAUUGAAGAUACUAUCCAGAGAUGAGAAUUCGAUAACCAAACAGGAAGUUAAUGACAUAACGUUGGAAAUUGACAGAUUUGUGAGAAUCAUGCAGUAUGAGGACAUUUUGUCAACAGGAAAAUCGGAAUAUUCCCCUCACAAACUUGAAGAUAAUGAAAUGGCUAUGUCAAUCAAGAAACUACUGGAAAAACCAGCAAGAUAUGAUAAGGAGCAAGAUGAUGUCUUGAAAUCUGAACUAGAAAAACUUAAGAAAGUCGUCGCUUCUGCCAUUCAAAUCACAGAUGCAGAGAGAGUUAUGAUUGUCGGAGCCGUGGGACUGAGUAAAGGGCACUGUCCGAACCAGAACUCGCCUUCCAAAAACAAAGUGACACUGCUCCUGACCAACUUCACAGGUAUCUGCGGCUUCCCCACCGGCACAAUCUCGAAUUUGGACAAGAUAUGA
Messenger RNA from Phaedon cochleariae (mustard beetle), 6338 nucleotides. Lineage: Eukaryota; Metazoa; Arthropoda; Insecta; Coleoptera; Chrysomelidae. The record is from the annotation of a GenBank genome assembly.